Molecule: messenger RNA, 685 nt
Organism: Pistacia vera
Lineage: Eukaryota; Viridiplantae; Streptophyta; Magnoliopsida; Sapindales; Anacardiaceae
Product: ERAD-associated E3 ubiquitin-protein ligase component HRD3A-like
Exons: 2
Coding region: 115-495 (126 amino acids)
Molecular function (GO): protein binding
Source: RefSeq, a predicted model, not a curated record
AUUGGCAUGGUUUUCCAAGGUUGCGGAUAGGGGUGAACCCCAGUCCAUGGAAUUUCUUGGAGAGAUAUAUGCAGGAGGAGCUGGUGUUGAAAGGAACUACACUAAGGCACUUGAAUGGCUGACGCUUCUAGACAGCAGCUUUAUUCGGCGUAUAAUGGAAUGGGGUAUUUGCAUGUCAAGGGCUAUGAAGUGGAAAAGAAAAAUUACACCACAGAAAAAGUGUACUUUGGGAAGGCGGCUGAUAAUGAAGAGGCUAGUGAGCAUUAUAACCUUGGAGUAAUGUAUCUGAAAAGGAGUGGAGUGAAGAGAGAUGUGAAGUUAGCAUGCAAAUACUUUUUAGCGGUUGGCAAUGCGGCUCACCAGAAGGUAUUUUACCAGUUGGCAAAAAUGUUUCACGUGGGGCUUAAGCAGAAUCUACAAAUGGUAAAUUUAGUGGUAUUAAGGACCAUUUGUACCUUUGUAGUUAAUGCUAUUAUGGUACAUUUAGUGCUAUAAUGGCUCUCAUCUCAACAUGACUAUGUAAUCUCACUUUGUUUUUUGAGUAUAGAGCCCAUUUGUACCUUUGUAGUUAAUACUGUUGUAUUUAAUUUGAUUACAAGAUGGCUAAUUUCUAACUAAGGAGUACAUUGUAAAAGUAGAUUUAACUCAAAUGAAAUGUGCAUCCAGCAAACUAUACAAUUGUAAA